AUUUAGCAACUUUCCAACACUGUUAUUUCAUUGAAAUGUCAUUAAACGAGUCUCGCAUUAGCGCUUCUUUUGUUUUCGCACAAAUUCAUAUAAAUAGAAAGGCAGAGCAAAAAGAACUUUAAAAAACCGGAAAGAUUUAAACAAAUCUCUAUUACGAAGCAAACAAACAUUCUAGAAGACAUAAACAAACCACUCCAGCAGUGUAUUGGAAUCAAACGAAACAAAGAAUAAUAAUCAAAAUGAGCAAAUACACAACAAAAUAUCUUGAAGACAAACUAACCGAACAACUUGAAGCAAAAUAUGUUAAAGCCAUAGAUGAAUCAGAUGGUUGUGGUGGCAAGUUUAGUGUGACAAUAGUAUCCGACCAGUUUAAAGGCAAAACACUACUGCAAAAACAUCGUUUGGUUAAUACAGCUUUAGCGGAAGAACUUAAAGAAAUACACGCCUUCUCACAAAAAUCCUACACACCAGAAGAGUGGGAGAAAGUGCAGCAGCAACAAUAAGAGACUAAUAAACAAAUAGUAACAUAAUUAAAAAAAAAAAUUUAAUGAAGUUCUU
This is a messenger RNA of Calliphora vicina (urban bluebottle blowfly), 558 nucleotides long. RefSeq lists its product as uncharacterized. Gene Ontology annotation, biological process: intracellular iron ion homeostasis. Gene Ontology annotation, cellular component: nucleus; cytosol. The record is from RefSeq and is a predicted model, not a curated record. Gene Ontology annotation, molecular function: 2 iron, 2 sulfur cluster binding. Lineage: Eukaryota; Metazoa; Arthropoda; Insecta; Diptera; Calliphoridae. The transcript is spliced from 2 exons. Bases 240 to 503 code for a protein of 87 amino acids.